CGUUUGGCUUUGAAUCUUCAUCUGCAGGCCCUUCCUUCCAUAUACCUUGAUAAACUAUUCAAUCAGUAUGUAGCUAUCAUCAUUCUCUCGGUGACUUUUGUUCUAGCUUUUGGGGAGGUUAUUCCACAAGCAAUUUGUACUAGGUAUGGUCUUGCUGUUGGUGCCAACUUUGUAUGGCUCGUGCGGAUUUUAAUGAUAGUCUGUUAUCCAAUAGCAUAUCCCAUUGGAAAGGUUCUGGAUUGGGUAUUGGGACAUAAUGAGGCUUUAUUUAGGCGUGCUCAGUUAAAAGCUCUUGUCUCCAUCCACAGCCAGGAGGCUGGGAAGGGGGGUGAACUUACCCAUGAUGAGACUACAAUUAUCAGUGGAGCUCUUGAUUUGACUGAGAAGACUGCUGAGGAGGCUAUGACUCCUAUUGAAUCAACCUUUUCUUUGGAUGUAAAUUCAAAGUUGGACUGGGAAGCGAUGGGAAAAAUUCUUGCUCGUGGUCAUAGCCGAGUUCCUGUCUAUUCUGGAAAUCCUAAGAAUAUUAUCGGGCUUCUUCUAGUCAAGAGUCUACUCACAGUGCGUCCAGAAACGGAGACCCCUGUCAGUGCUGUUUCUAUCCGGAGAAUUCCAAGGGUUCCAUCAGAUAUGCCUCUUUAUGAUAUACUAAAUGAGUUCCAAAAAGGCAGCAGUCAUAUGGCUGCUGUUGUCAAGGCCAAGGGAAAAGGCAAGAUUAUUCCACCAACAAUUGAUCAAGAGAAACAUAAAGAGUCCAAGAUUAAUGGUGAGAAUAUGCAGUUGACUACUCCAUUGUUACAGAAGCAGGAUGAGAAUUCAGGAAGUGUUGCUGUUGAUAUUGACAAGCCUUCAAGGCCUGCCAACUUCAAUAAGCAAACUGCUUUGCAACGUGGUGAUGCUCCAACAAGUGGUCUGGAGGAUAUUGAAGAUGGUGAAGUGAUUGGUAUCAUCACUCUAGAAGAUGUAUUUGAAGAACUUCUGCAAGAGGAGAUUGUAGAUGAGACAGACGAAUAUGUUGAUGUCCACAAGAGAAUACGUGUGGCUGCAGCUGCUGCUGCUUCCUCAGUGGCACGCGCUCCAUCAGUGCGGAGGUUGACUAGCCAGAAGGCAGCAGGAGGUCAAACAAAGCAGGGGCCAACCCCAAAGAAAUCUGCUGAAGAUAUCCUGAAUUCUGCAAGAUCUCAGAUAAAUUCUGGAGAGCCCCAUGCGAAUAGGGGUUGAUCCCUCCUCUCGAAUAAAGGGAUCUGCAUUAUGUAUCAGCACUAUGCAAUGUGAUGUUAAUAUUUUUGUUUGAUCUUCCUGUAAUAAUACGUUAUUAAUUUUACUUGGGAAUAAUUGUUCAAAGAUUUGGUUUGGUUCGAUUUUGAGCAAAAAGCUAAACCAAACGAAACAAUUGAUUUGGUAUAAUUGUAGACCUCUUUGGUUUAAGAUGA
Molecule: messenger RNA, 1433 nt
Organism: Neltuma alba
Lineage: Eukaryota; Viridiplantae; Streptophyta; Magnoliopsida; Fabales; Fabaceae
Product: DUF21 domain-containing protein At4g14240-like
Exons: 11
Biological process (GO): intracellular manganese ion homeostasis; magnesium ion homeostasis
Cellular component (GO): cytoplasm
Source: RefSeq, a predicted model, not a curated record